Molecule: messenger RNA, 678 nt
Organism: Corapipo altera (White-ruffed manakin)
Lineage: Eukaryota; Metazoa; Chordata; Aves; Passeriformes; Pipridae
Exons: 5
Source: RefSeq, a predicted model, not a curated record
GCAGCUGACAGGCAUGCUCAAGGCCAGUGGGAAAGGACUGCUCUUGUGGUUACUGGAAGCCAUGAGGCUCACGUGGAGGAAGAUAAUCUGCCCUUGCAGGAGGAGUUGGACAGGGCUGACAUGGAGCUGCGGGAGGAGGAAGAAAAGCAUCUUCAGUCUGAGCAUUGCGUUUGUGACUUGAAGACUGCCUUGGAUGACAAGGGAAGAGAAGCAAUAACUUCUUCCCAGAAACUGCAGGACCUCCCGCUGGCGUCUUGCGAGACUAAUAUGACUGUAAAACAAGUGGAAGAAGAGGCGCAAGACUUUGCAAGUGAAAAGAGCAGAUUGGAAGGCACUGUCCAGCAGCCAAGCGAUGGCGUUGAAGCCCUUCCGAGAGACCUGCAAGCCUCUGCCUCAGGUGGUGAACUUUGCCAGCAGCUGGACAUGGAGCCUAGAAGAGGCAUGCCGCUCGAGGCUCAAAAGCAGGCUUUGCAAGGAGAGCUGUCCAGUCUGCAUGGGAAGUGUGAAAACCUGGAGAAGAGCAAAUGGCAGCUGCAAGAAGAGCUGGCAGAACUCGAUCAUCGUUUGGAGACUUUGCUGCUGGAUGGCAGCCAAAGAGAAGAAUGUAAAAGAGAGGUAGAAGAACCGGCUGACCAGGAAAGAAGUCAAAAGCUACAAGACGUCAGCCUCGUUUUGCAA